UGGAUAAGGCCACACCGGUCCGGUGGCCAAUCGAUGCCUUUUGUGGCGAGGUAUAAGUAAGGCUCUCGAGGUCGCCAGCGGCUCAUUCAGACUUUCUGUGACAUACUGAAGCUACCAAUAUGAGCGGAAGAGGCAAAACCGGAGGCAAGGCCAGGGCGAAGGCAAAGACACGUUCAUCCCGUGCCGGGCUCCAGUUCCCCGUGGGCCGUGUGCACAGGCUGCUGCGCAAAGGCAACUACGCCGAGCGUGUGGGCGCUGGCGCACCAGUCUACCUGGCCGCAGUGCUCGAGUACCUGACUGCUGAGAUCCUGGAGUUGGCCGGAAACGCUGCCCGUGACAACAAGAAGACUCGUAUCAUCCCCCGUCACCUGCAGCUGGCAGUCCGUAACGACGAGGAGCUGAACAAACUGCUUGGCGGCGUGACCAUCGCUCAGGGUGGUGUUCUGCCCAACAUCCAGGCAGUGCUGCUCCCCAAGAAGACUGAGAAGGCCGUCAAAGCCAAGUAAAAUCGCUGGUGCGGCUGCAACUUGACUACUCAACCCCCAAAGGCUCUUUUAAGAGCCAACCACCUAGCUCAGCAAAAGCGCAAAGUGUCCUUUCUAUGGCUGGCCAACUAUUUGGCGUGUUUGUUAGAUACAUAUACACGGCACAGUAUCAAGUGCCCACAUGAGGCCUAAAUGAAGAAUAACAACUACUAGGCUAAAAUGAGAGCAUUAUUGCGCGUAAAGUGUAACGUUGCUCGCGGCCCUAACAAAAGACCCAAGCGCGCCUCGGCGAGGGGGGGGGGGUUGCGUUUUGGGGUGGCACGGAGAGGCCGAGCGUCCCGUCCAAUGGGUGGCGGAGGAGGCCUCCGCAACGGGCCAAUCAGGGCGGUGCGGAGAUGGUGACCAAUCAGCAGACGCCGCUGCCGGCUUUAUAAACUUCACAUAGGCAUUUGGAGGCUAUACUCCGACUGUGAAAGAAGGAAGCUA
Oncorhynchus keta (chum salmon) is the source of this 971-nucleotide messenger RNA. RefSeq names its product histone H2A. Gene Ontology annotation, molecular function: structural constituent of chromatin; protein heterodimerization activity; DNA binding. The record is from RefSeq and is a predicted model, not a curated record. Bases 120 to 506 code for a protein of 128 amino acids. The transcript has a single exon. Gene Ontology annotation, cellular component: nucleosome. Lineage: Eukaryota; Metazoa; Chordata; Actinopteri; Salmoniformes; Salmonidae.